UCACGAGGCGAAAACUUGACAAAGAAUAUGGGGGUUGAUCGUCGGGCAGCUUUUGAAACCAUGCUCAAGACUGCUAGCACGAGCAGUCCUUGCCGAGGUGGGCAGAGGAUAAAACUUUUGUCAUCCGUCACAUAGCGCCAUUUCAAACUUUUGCACCACGACGGAGCGAUGGGCCUAAAUUUUGGCGAAAGUAAUAGCGUCGUCGACUCUGGUCUAGGUUCUUCUCCCACUCUUCAGUCUUUGAUGGCUCUUUCGGCCAGUCCCGAGUCCCCAACGGGUAGCAGCCCAAGCCUAAAUGAUGGAGAAUUCGAGGGGGACCACUCCACGAACGGCGCAAAUUUGCGAGGCAACCUCUCCGGCGACCAGGUAGCAAACAUUAUCGCAACGGACGGACGUCGGCCAUCUCGUCGACGAACGUCCGAGGACGAAGACGACGCAAGGACCGCUCGUCGCUUGCUGACGAACAGGCGUGAGCGAUGGCGACAGCAGUUGGUGAACGAUGCGUUCAUGCAACUUCGAAAACUUAUCCCGACAUUUCCACCCGACAAGAAACUGUCGAAACACGACGUCUUGAAGCAGGCGAGUCGUUACAUCGUUUAUGUACAAACCAUUCUCACCGACUCGAUUGAACAACAGCAACGCGCAAUCAAUCCUGAAACGGCCAAGACCAUGACGGGAAGCAUCCGGGAGAAGCAGGAUUGGCAUUUCGCCAGCAUGUACACGCAUAUGCCCCUGGGAAGUCCUACCCAGGGCAUGGCAACCUUCCCGGGCUCCCUGACCCCAUCGCGCAGUGCCGAAACACUCGCUCGCCAAGCUGUGGCCGAGACCUACCAGAGACCAUCCAGCACAGCAAAUUCCGGUGACUCUCCCGGCUACUACCCGGCCGGUGGUCCAGCAGGAGGGUUUCCCGGUCUGCCAGAGGGGCACCAUCGCUCGACCGUUCCGCAAGCGCAGCCCGCGCGCCACAUUUCCGCCACGUCGCCACCGUACUCCGAGGCAUACGCUGCUCCUGCUGCCAACGCCAGAACACAAGCGUCAAUGUCGAGCGGUGCUAUGCAUGAGGAAUCUAUGAGCCGUACCCAGCCUCAGGCUGUAUCGCACGGGGGUAUGCGGCAGAGCAUAGACGAUCGCUCCAUCUCCCCGCAACAGUCUACAAUGCCCCCUGGGAACAACUUCUCUGGAUGGAUACACCCCAACUCGACCAAUGACGACUCCAACGCACAACGGCACAUUGAUUACGGACACUUCCACGGACGCAGCACUGUCGAACACCCCAACACUGCACAGCCCAUCAUCUACUCUAGCCCGGGAACACACAACGAAUCGAAGAACCACCACCACUAUCAGAUGCCACCAUCAACACAGCAAUCAGCCGGCCACUAUAGCGACGAACGUUUCCGAUACAUUCCAGAACAACCGCCGCCGCACCAGGAUUCCUACCACCCGAAUAGCAUGUCAAAAGCAGAGUCUAGUAGAUCAGCCAACCAUCGAACACCACCUACACAGACAGCCCAUGCAGCUCUUUAUUAGCCUCUCAUUGAUCUCCGAGGCCAUCAGCAGAACAAAAAUGCUCUGAACGUUUCCGUGUUCGUUUACUGUCGUCUUCGUCGGGUCUUGAAACUUGAUUAACGUGUUGACCUUGAGGGGCGCUUUAUUACGCUCCAGCUGUGAAAGUAAGUCUGCAUCUUUUGUGUGAGCUACUUAUUCUAUAUCUGGUAUCCCUUUAGCCGAUUCCUCUGCAAGCUGGUUUUGCGUUUUAUUACCAUAUUUCCUACGUUUAAGUAUUUUUACCUAGUCGGUCCACUGUCUGUAACCGCUUUGAAAAAGAACCAAAUGAUAUCAAGUUGAGCUUAUUCUCUGAAGGCACAUUUCCUCCAAGGAAACUUCAAGCCAGCUAGCCAUUGCUUGAAGCUUCUGUUUUGAGUGCUAGGUCUUAGAAUGAUGAGUAGUUUCUGUUUUUUUAGCCCGUGGAGCUGUUUCUUUGCUUGAUCCUGACUUGCAAUUCCUGGGUCCCGCAUUCUCAGGGCUUUUCCAGUUUUCAAUAAACCCUGAUAUACACCUUA
This is a messenger RNA of Sycon ciliatum, 2063 nucleotides long. RefSeq lists its product as uncharacterized. The transcript is spliced from 2 exons. Gene Ontology annotation, molecular function: DNA-binding transcription factor activity, RNA polymerase II-specific; protein dimerization activity; RNA polymerase II cis-regulatory region sequence-specific DNA binding. The coding region runs from base 169 to 1530 and encodes 453 amino acids. Gene Ontology annotation, biological process: regulation of transcription by RNA polymerase II. The record is from RefSeq and is a predicted model, not a curated record. Lineage: Eukaryota; Metazoa; Porifera; Calcarea; Leucosolenida; Sycettidae.